AUGGAUCAAUGGUAUGCUUUCCUUAUUGCGGUAACUUUGCCUAGGCACCUUAACAGAACUGAGGUUGCGAUGGUGCGCCUUCUUCUGGAAGUUGGCGCGGAGAAGAAUGCAAGAACCUUUGAUGGAAAGACGGCCCUCCACUGUGCAACACAAAACGGUUAUCUCGAAGUUGUCCGGCUCUUGGUGAGCUUCGGCGCUGACAAGGAUCUGCCAGAUGCAAACGGUGAGACAGCUCUUUUCGCCGCUUCGCAGAGAGGCCAGGUGCAGCUCGUGUACUUCCUGCUCGAAUCUGGGUCGGAUCCGAAUCGUUGCAACUGCUGCGGUGCAACUCCUCUCAUUGUGGCUUCUCUUGCUGGCCACGUCCAGGUCAUCCGUUUGCUGUUGGAUGCUGGUGUGGAUGUAGAUUUCCGGGCGAGCUUCGGCGACACGGCCCUGAUCUUGGCCUUGACCGCCGGCCACACGGAGAUUGUCAGCCUACUUCUGGGAGCGCGUGCUGAUCCAGCCGUACGUGGCACCUGGGCCACUGUAGCUGGGGCUCGACGGCUGUGGCUUCAGCGUCUCGGAGGGGUCACCCUGAGAUUGCUCGGCUUCUGCAAGCUUCGGGAGCUUCUCCGGAGCGGGGCGGUGCUUGUGCAGGCUGAGGUGCAGGAGUGGAAGGCGCCCGUGGAGGUAGGGAGGACAUUUCGUGAUGGGGAAGGCUCCGUUCACAUAGCUGUCGGAUCCAAAAAGAUGAUGGAUGGGGCAGCGGCGGGGGGCCGUGUAGGCCAGCCUCGCCUGCACGAGCGAGUGAGGCACGUGCUUGUCAUCCUGGUACUGUUGCCAACCUGUGCCGUGGCUUUGGUUCGCCGGCACCACAAUGGCAUGCAAGCCACUGAGGAGGAGGCUGGCAUGCUCUUUGGGUUGACGCAGGAUGGCAAGGUCUUCUUCCGACCGGAUAACAAGGACACGGCCUUUGUGCAGCUGCGCGGGGAGCCAUGUGGCGUUUGGGGCCAGCCGAUCGACGUAGAUGCCUCAUCUCGCGCAAUCUGGGUGGUUUGCGAGAAGGAUUACAUGACCUCCAAGGGGGUGCAAUGGGAGCACUUCCUCUUCGCGAAGUGGGGAUGGUCAACCACCAACAAUCACGCCGGUCUGGUGGCACAUGAUGCGAGGCGGGCCGAUGUCGGUGUUUCUCCAUUCAGCCAGGUUACGCGCGAAGGCGGCAAUGUUGUGCAGCUGGACGCCGAUGACGAUGCCAUGUGGGGCUUGGACGAGACUGGCAGCAUCCUUUGGCGCCCAGCAGGUGACGUCGGAAAGCACAGUCGUUGGAUGCGCGUCGAUGGACCUCCCGACAUCUCUUUCAAGCUGAUCGCGGCGGACAACAACGACGACGGCACCUGGCUGUGGUGCAUCGACAACGAGGACAGGGUGUGGCGCCGGUCUCCGGGCGACUACCACCUCUCCAACAUGCACAGCAAGUGGACCCACAAGGACAACCAGGGCUUGGAGUUUUGGCCCAAGCCCCAGGGCUCCGUCCUGAAGGACCUCAAGGCGAACCAAGGCUUCGCCAUGGGCGUGGAUGACAAGGGGAACUUGUUGAAGCGAAGCAUCGACGGCAGUGACGAUGGGGAGAACGUUUCGCCCGUGCACUGCUGGUGCGUGGAGCCAUUGGCCCCAAGGCUCUCCGCCGUCACCGACAACGGAGACCACGGCCUCGGUUUCUACUUCCCCUCGCUGCAACAUAAGCAGGAGGUGAGUGGAACCUGGGUCGCCACGGCCAACCGGUGGUUGGAGCUCCUGACCAGCCGAGAUGACGGCCACAAUGCAGACAGCCCCCACGAAGCUUCGCAGUACUUCUCCUACCACUGCAAGCCCCAGGAAGUUGAUCACUGUGCUGGCCUGGACGAGAGCAUCACCGACUUCCUGCAGGGCUGGAGCAAGGUCAGCCGCAAGCCCUGGAAGACCUGGGACUGGGCCCAGCUGAAGGAUGAGUACGGUCACUGCAGCGGCUCCAGCAACGUUUGCCAGAGGCCGCUGAAGCACUAUGGAGCCUUCCGCGAGCGCUUCAUGCAGAACCUCUUUUGCUGCUCCUUGGCCGGGGACGACCCAGGGUGCGAGUCGCCCAUCUGCAACGCGUAUGACAUGACCUGCCCUGGCUCCAGGCUGCUCACUUCGGACUUGGACUGCACGGUCUACCACUCGCGGGACCCAGGCACCUUGAUUCAGAACAUGAGCCUCCUGGCGGCGGAGCGGCUCAAAGAGCACGUGGACGACGAGGUCCCAGACCUCUCCGUGCUUUUCGACGUCUCCCUCUAUGGAACCUGGACAUGGAUUCCAGAUGAGGUCUUCAGUCGCUUCGAUUGGCCGGCCUCGUCCAAGUCCCUCUUCGAGCGCGUGGAGGGCAAGGAGGGGGCUGCUGUCUGGGUCUUCCGGCGAAAGUGCACCAACUCGGCUCGCGAAGCGAUCCUAAACAAGGUGAAAAGGAUCAUCCACGUGGGCGCAGAGGAGAUCACAAGCGAAAACCUCGACAAGCUCACCGUGGCAUUGCAACGCUUCGUCGGAAACCUCGCAGAAGGCAAAUACGGCUAUGGACGGCACAUGCGAGAAUGGGAUCGGCUGUACCAGGACUUCCGCGCCGUCUCCAGCGUGCAGCGCGAGGGCUACCUCACCUACGCGGCCACCUUGGAGGUUGUUGGUCGUCAGCAGGUGGGCCUUCCGACCACCUUUGCAGAGGACGUGGGAAGGCUCGUGCGGCAGGCAGCGCAGGCUGUGGCCCAGCCGCUAGCUGGAGUUGGCUGUGCCCGCUGGCUGUUGCUUCCGGCAUCACGGUUCAAACAUAUUCUCGAGGAUGUCGGCGACGUGUGCUUGCUUUAUGGCUCACAUCCACUCGCUCGCCUUCCGCCAGCGAAGCGGGGAAAUGUUCUCCAAGAUGUAGUUCGAGGCGUGCUCUCCCAAAGGUUUGGAGAGCAAGCGCAAAGCCCAGAGCCUGAGCUCGACAUCAACGGAAGGCUGCGGAGGCGAGGCGCAGAAAGCUACGACUUCGCACUCGGCGGUCGACGGAUCGAGUGCAAGAGCGCACAGCUGUACUGGGAUCGCAGCGUGAUGGCCUGGAUGGCGAGAUUCCGAAACAUCAAGCUGAAUCAAGACCUUUUCGAUGAUUUGUACUUGGCCCUGUAUAGCCCAGAUAGCCUUCUGAUUCUCCAGCACGACCUACGCACGCGAAUGUACAGCCAAGGGCGGCUCUCAGAGGAACGCGGCUACGCGAUACAGUUGCGAAGUGGCCGAAAUCUGGCCUGGAAGGAAGGCUUGGAAGACAUCGUCCAGCAGCUGCUCUGUCCUGGAAGCAAUUGUCAACUAAUUGCAAUGCUGAGCGUGCCCGGGCCUGAGGUUGCAGCAGCCUUGGAAAGGGCCGAAGGCGGUGUUGCCCAACAUCUAACUAAGCAGGCUUACGAGGGAACACCACUUCAAUAUGCCAGCCCAACAGUCCGCGGAUUGCGAGUCGAAGCUGUCGCCUUUGACAUCGACAAGCUGCUCAACCCAGAUGCUUCGUUUCUGAGGACUUGCAAGGAGAAGUCAGGCCACAACAGCUUGAAGGGCCUGCAUUCUGCAAGUGCAGACUGGCUGAGAGAUACCUGCCGGAUAGAAGUUAAGCACAGCCGAAUGAGUUUCAAUCAAACGCACCAGUAUUGGAGGUGCAUGUUCUCCGACAUCAAGUUUGCUUCUGUCAAGACAGGCAUGGCUCAAUACUUUGAUGAACUGUGGCUAGCAGUGUUUAGUCCACGCGGACUACACUUCUUCAAGCAUAAGGCCGGCUUUGGCAUGCCGGCCGACACUGCCCACGCGCGGUGUGCCGGUGGGCGGAUUUACGUUUAUGGCCCAAAAAAACAGCCCGAUGUGAACUUAGCGUUGGAACGGAUACUCGUCAACCUUUGCCGCGGAGGUUGUGAACCGGUUGACUACCAGUGCAUGCGGCAAGUCAGCUUUCUCGAGCAGCUGGCCUUCAUUGCACAGCACAUCCAGGUGGAUGUCCCCGAGGACAUCUCCGAAAGCACUUUCAACGACGACAUCACGGCAAUGCUGCUGAAGUCGGGGAAGUACUUCGACCGCCUCCUUGAGGUGGAUGGCCCAGGCUACGAUGAGGGGCGCACCGCCAGGAGUCGGGCCAUGAAGACCCAUGGGGACAACUCGGUGCUCUGGCGGGUGUUGGAGACCGUGCACGGCUCCAAUCACCUGGGGACGGUGGUCAACGACAUGUGCAGCUGGGAUCCCGCUUCCUCUUUGUCCAUGCAGCCUGGCAGUACGUGA
Symbiodinium natans is the source of this 4281-nucleotide messenger RNA. NCBI's taxonomy places the organism in Eukaryota, Dinophyceae, Suessiales, Symbiodiniaceae. The record is from the annotation of a GenBank genome assembly.